Molecule: messenger RNA, 3083 nt
Organism: Syngnathus acus (greater pipefish)
Lineage: Eukaryota; Metazoa; Chordata; Actinopteri; Syngnathiformes; Syngnathidae
Gene: birc2
Product: baculoviral IAP repeat containing 2
Exons: 12
Coding region: 431-2344 (637 amino acids)
Biological process (GO): regulation of apoptotic process
Source: RefSeq, a predicted model, not a curated record
CACUCGUUUUUUGGGAUAGUGUAUUUGAAAAACAUGAUCGUUGAGUUCACUUUCGCUCGAACCCGGAAGUGGCCUAGCUAGAUUGUCAGUUAGCAGCUCGAUGCUAUCGGGACUUUCCGCAGCCUGACUCAUAGACGUAACCCGCGGUGCUGAAGGAGGGGGGAGAGGUUUGAAAUAUAAUUUUUUUAAUACAUAUAUAUCUAUAUAUAUAGAUAUAUAGCUAUAUCUAUAUAUGUAGAUAUAUAGUUUUUUUUUUCUUUGAUCAUCGGAACCAUUUUGUUUAAUUGAGGAUGGAAAGACGCACUGCACCGGCUUUUGGCUCAUCAGUUAAAUUUUUACUGUCUGCUCUUUCUGAGUGAGCCAUUUCAAACAUCUUCCUCUCACGAGGGGCACCUCCAACGGCCUACUUGUCUUGUUCAUCCCAAAAACCAUGGACACUCUGGUUCAACUGAAGAACAAUCAAUUUUUGAUGAGCCUCUGUCGCAGCGGACCCCCGCCUGACCUGCAGUAUGACAACUCCUCAGAACUCUUCCGCAUCUCCACCUUCGCCCGCUUCCCGGCGUCGGCCGUCAGUGAGCGCAGCCUUGCGCGCGCCGGCUGGUUCUACACGGGCGUGGGGGACCGCGUGCAGUGCUUCCGCUGCAACGUGACGGCCGAGGGCUGGCUGGCGGGCGAUUGUCCCGCCGAGAAGCACCGGCAGCUGUCGCCGUCCUGCCCCUUUGUGCAGAGUCUGCCGUCCGCCGCCAACCUGCUCUCCUCCUCGCACUCGGCCUUCUCGCCUCUCCGUGUCGCCACCAUCGUACCGCUUCCUGGUCCAGCUGCACCGAACCCAGCGGCAGGUCCAGGCGAGGAGCCGGCGGGAUACCUGAACAUGGGCUUCUCGGGGCCGCCGCCGCCUUCUAGCCCGCUGAGCUCCCGCGGCGUGGAGGACAUGUCGCACCAGCGGCCCGCCUGCCACAACCCGGCCAUGCGGCGUGAGCAGGAUCGCCUGGACUCGUUCCACACAUGGACGCUGUCCACCAUCACGCCGGCUGAGCUGGCCAAGGCCGGCUUCUACUUCCUCGGGCUAGGCGACCACGUGGCCUGUUUCAGCUGUGGCGGGCAGCUGAGCAACUGGGAGCCGGGCGAUCGCGCCUCGUCGGAGCACCAGCGCCACUACCCCAACUGCCGCUUUGUGCGAGGCGACCGCACUGACAACGUGUCACUGGCAGGGCCGGCGCCGCCCUUGUCGUCGUCAUCCUCGCAGUUGUCGUCCGCCGCCCUCAACAACGUGUCCAACCCGUCCAUGCGGCAGAGUGACGAGCGGCUGCUCACCUUUGUCAACUGGCCCACGCGCAUCCCCGUCAGGCCCGAACAGCUGGCCAAAGCCGGAUUCUACUAUGUCGGUCGCAACGAUGACGUGAAGUGCUUCUGCUGUGAUGGAGGUUUGCGCUGCUGGGAGUCAGGAGACGAUCCCUGGGUGGAACACGCAAAAUGGUUUCCACGGUGUGAAUAUUUGCUGCAGGAGAAAGGUCAAGAAUUUGUGCAUCAGAUUCAGGCGCGCUUCCCUCGACUUUUUGAGCAGCUUCUGACAAACGGAGACAGCAGCAGAGAGUUUGUGGAUCCACCAGUUGUGCAUCUGGGCCCGGGCGACGAGCGUUGCGAGGACGCGGUGAUGAUGAACACGCCGGUCAUCAAGUCGGCCCUGGAAAUGGGCUUCGAGCGUAGCCUGGUCAAGCAGACGGUGCAGAGCAAGAUCCUCAGCAGCGGUGAGAACUACCGCACCGUCCAAGAACUGGUCUCGGACCUGCUCAGCGCCGAGGAUCAGAAGAGGGAGGAGGAGCGAGAGAUGAUGGCCGAGGCUAUGGCGUCGGACGGUUUCACGUUUGUCAAGCGACACCAGGCGGCUCUGGUGCAGCGGCUCAAGAGCGUGGAGCCUGUCUCGGAACAUCUCAGAGAGCAAAAUGUGCUAAGCGCCGAGGAAUACAGCGGGCUUCAGGCGCAGACGUCGCCGCAGCAGCAGACGGCUCGUCUCAUCGAGCUGGUCCUCACGAAAGGCAACGCGGCCGCAGAGGUUUUUCGCAACUGGAUCCAAAAGAACGACGUGCAUCUGCUAAGAGAGCUCAUGGCUCAGUCCAACGAAGCAGCAUCUCCUAGCCAAGACCUGUCGGGUCUUCCCAUGGAGGAGCAACUGCGGCGUCUCCAGGAGGAGCGAACGUGCAAAGUGUGCAUGGACAAGGAGGUCAACAUCGUCUUCAUCCCGUGCGGACACCUGGUGGUGUGCAAGGACUGCGCCCCGUCCCUACGCAAGUGUCCCAUCUGUCGAGGCUUGGUCAAAGGCACGGUGCGCACCUUUCUCUCAUAAAACCGCCGUGGUCUUGAGUUAUGUCAUUGAUGAAUGUAACACACAGCUUGCUAGUUGCUACAAAAGCUCCUCACACACCACAUCUAUAAAUAUGAUAAUCACUACUCAUGCCUUGUGUUGAAAGUGACUGUCUUUAAGAAUCACUCGGCUUAAGCAAAUUAACGCAUUCAUGGUUUCAGUUUAGACCAGGCAUGUCCAAAGUCUAGCCUGACAACUUUGCAUUACUUAUAUAUCCUGUUUAAAAUGUUCAUGAGGCAAAAAUUAUUUGAUAUUCAUAUAAAUUAAAGGUAUUUCAUAGUUUGUUCAAUGUUAUCUGACUCUUCAGAUAUGAAUGAAAGGCAGAAUUUGCGUUUUUAGGGUUGUUCACGUCUGCCUGAGUGGCUUGUAUUUGGUUAUUUUGUCAUAAAGACAUUUGUGACAAUGAAAAUGGUUUUAUAACAGUGUGUAUUUGCACAACAUUUUUGUAGUUAAAAAAUGUCCGAAAAAACGAUUGGCCCCCGGGUCCCUUCACUUUAUCAAUUCUGGCCCUUGUUGCAAAAGGUUUCGACACCCCUGGCUUAAGACAGUCACUUUCAGACACUUUGAGUAAGCCUCGACACCAGCGCAACUAACUGCUUUCAAGCAACAAAACUUAAUCCAAAAUCACCCAGGUGAAAGGUUAAAUGAAAUAGAAGGGUUGUCUGAGAAUGAGAAUAGAUGGAAACUGAUUUCUAUCAACAAAAUAAACAAUGAUUUUGAA